AUGGAAAAAGUAUUUUUGGAUUUGUACCAAUUGUCAGAGUCGUAUACCGCUCCGAUAGAGACAAUAAUCACACUCUUCACAAUAAAAUACUGUGAAUCUGAUAUAAAAAUUAAAUUCAUAAAAGGCAAAAAUAAACCACAAGAAAAACUCUACAAUAUUGAUAUUUCAACAUUUCGCCACGAGAUUUUAGAGGAUGUUCCCCAGGAUGUUGCAAAUUCAUGCGCAUUGCCACAUAUUAUUGUCAAUGAACACAGUUACAUUGCCGGACUUUGCGCCACUUUAAGAGAAAUAAUAAAACAAUCACUGACAAACGAUCAUUGUCAAGGUCUCUUGGGUUUUAAGGACUCGUGUCUACUCGCCUGCUCCGAAGUCAGUGUUUGGACGAAAUUUUGCGAAGUUGACAUUAUAUCGACUCUGAAAUUUUUCGACGUUAAUUCCAACGAAUUACCAGUGACUCUGGCAAGAUAUGAAUGCCACAUGUCACAACCAGUGCGUUUACAUAAUCUCUACAAGUACACAAUGUCAAAGAAAUUUUCCAAAACUUGCAAAACUCCCGAACAUAUUUACGCCGAGGGUUCGACAAUUUCCCUCGCCGAUAUCAUAAUAUUUGUCUGUAUUUACAUUUUUCUUGACAACAUAAAUAUCACAAGAGUGUGGAAUGAGAAAAUUAUUGAAAUUUUACCACUUACUUUCAAAUGGUAUACGAGAAUGAUUCAGGACGAGAGGAUUUUUGAAUGUUUGACAAUUAUCGAGGAGUUGAAGGAGAUAGAGAGUGAUAAUAGUAGAAAUUAUAUUCUUCCCGUUGUUCAAAAUCAAAGUCUAUAUAAAAGCGAUCCAAAGAGAUAUAAGCCGAGGAAUAGGAUAUUUACGAGGCAGGAGGAUAUUGAUAAUUCACUGGAAAUAAUAAGAAAUGCCGAUGUGAAGACAUCAUUGACUGGUGUUAUUUUUGCUGGUGAUGAUAAUUUUGAUUGGUUAGAGAUACCAUUUGACGCAACUCCAGAAGGUGGUGCUUUGCCUAUUAGUCGAUUGAAGAGGAAGUUUGAGCAAUUGGAAAAUCUUUGUAAGCCUGUUAUCAGUAUCGCUAAGGACGGCGAUAUUAUUGUUGAUUUUUGCUCUGGUAGUGGACAUUUAGGAAUAAUUAUUGCAUACCUACUGCCACGAUGCAAUGUGAUUUUAUUAGAGAAUAAAGAAGAGUCGUUGAAUAAAGCCAAAGAAAGGGUGAAGAAAUUACAAUUGAACAAUGUCAAGUUCUUUCAAUGUAAUUUAGAUUAUUUUAAGGGUAAUUUUAACAUUGGAAUGUCAUUACACGCUUGUGGUGUGGCAACGGACCUGGUGAUUCAACAUUGCAUCCGGAGAAAUGCAGCAUUCAUUUGUUGUCCUUGUUGUUAUGGAUCGGUUCACGAUUGUCAUCACAUUACGUAUCCGAGAAGUGAGUUUUUCAAAAAUCUAAUUGAAAAUCGUAGUUAUAUGGUACUUGGUCAUGCGGCAGAUCAAACUCACGAUGUUUAUAAUGCAAAAACAAAGCAGGGUUACGAGUGUAUGGAAAUAAUUGACACGGAUCGUAGACUUCAAGCUGAACAAUUUGGUUAUAAAGUUCAUUUAGGGAAAUUAGUGCCAGAAACAUGUACGCCGAAAAAUCAUUUACUAGUCGGUAUUCCAAGUUCGAUACGUUUAUAAUUAAUUUACCUCAAUUUUCUUUCUUUUUAUCUCUCUCUCUUUUUUUUCUUAUAUUUUCGAUUUUAAAUUCGAUAAAUUAGUUGAAUUUAAUUAUUUUUCAAUUACUUUCGAAUUAGUUUUGAAUUACUUUCGAAUUAUUCUUGAAUUACUUUCGAAAUAUUUUUGAAUUCUUUUGAUUUUCAAAAAUUAUUUUCAAUUCUUUUUUAAUUGUUAACUAAAUCAAUAUUAAUUAAAUUUUAAUUAAAUUUAUACAAUAAUUUUGUGUUCUUCCAUUUCGCGACGAUCUCAGUAUUCUCAGUGAAUGAAUGACGCGAAAGAUAAAUUUUUAUAUUUCUUUUUUGAAUGCAGUUUUUACUUUAAAUAGCGUUAAAUUAAAUUUCUUGAAAAAUAGAUAAUUAAAAAAAUUCCUUGAGUAGAAUUCAAAAAAAAAGAAACUCGAAAAAAGCAUUUAUAUUUUACAAAUACCUUUGUAAAAUAUUUUUAAAAUUUCUAUCCAUCGAAAUUCGUUUCAUCUAAAUUAUUAUUACAAUUUUUUUUUAUUAUUAUUACAAUUAAAUGAAAAACUUGAGUUGAGGAAUGAAAACGAAAAAUUAUUUUUGUUUUGUAAAAAACUAGAGUUGAUGAAUGAAAACGAAUUUCGUAUGGAUAUGAGAAAAGGGAACUUUUUUGAAUCAUCGAUUUAUGCUUUGUAAAGCGUGUAUACAUCGAUAGAUUUAUUUAAAUUAAAUUUUUCUUUUUUUUUUUAAUAUUAAACAUGACAAAUACACACUUACAGGUGAAUCACGAGAUUUAAUAUAUAUUUUGUAUACAUUUAUCUACUAAUAGUAAUAAUAAUGAUAAUAAUAAUAAUUAAUAUUAAUAAUAAUAAGUCAUAAAAUACUAUUAUAAACUAAUCAGUUCUGUCUUGUAAUAUACUUGCACAUUAGUAAUUGUUAAGUGGUGGUUUCCAUGAAACAAGAAGGGGAGAUUAUAGUUACAAAUAUUAUUUUAAAGAGCGAACUGAGAAAACCGGGUUCGCAAAAUAUAUUGUCAUACAAAAAACUCUGUACACUCGGUUACAAUUAUGUAACCGGAAAUGUAAUAUAGCGACUUGAUAAAAGCCCUUGGUGUUCUAA
Molecule: messenger RNA, 2792 nt
Organism: Leptopilina heterotoma
Lineage: Eukaryota; Metazoa; Arthropoda; Insecta; Hymenoptera; Figitidae
Gene: Gstcd
Product: glutathione S-transferase C-terminal domain-containing protein homolog
Exons: 2
Coding region: 1-1677 (558 amino acids)
Source: RefSeq, a predicted model, not a curated record